UCCACCUUCCUAAUUCCCGUCUACAAUGUUGCAACCAUUCUGACUGGACAAUACAAAACAGAAGGUAUAAUUUACAGCAUCAUUUUAGACGUAUUAUAAAACCAGGUGCCUUAGUGAUGAAGAGCUGGUUUCUCCUUCCUCUCCUGUUUCUGGCAUGGUGUUGCCAUGGCACCUUCUCUUGCCCAGCCCUUUGCAAAUGCUACAUAUCCCCAAGAAAAACAGAGGUGGUCUGUAAUGAAGUCCCCCUCACCCAGUUCCCCUCCUACGGUCUUCCUAGCAACACCACCUCCCUCACCAUCCAGUUCACCAACAUCAGCUCCAUCUCAGAACAGCACCUGAGAGCCACACCCCUUCUACAGGAGCUCUACCUGUACAACAACAACCUGAGCACCCUUCCCUCAGAUCUCUUCAGGGGUGUCCCUCACCUGUUCUCGGUGGCUCUCUCGGAUAACACAUUGGAUCAGCUUCCCGCCAAUGUCUUCAGCCACGCUCCGCUGCGUGACCUGGUGCUGAAGAACAACCUGAUCAGCGGUGUGGAUGCUGAUUGGCUCCCUGACAACAGUAACCUCACCUGGCUGGACCUGUCAGGGAACCACUUGACGGCCGUACCCACAGCCCUGUUUCAGAAACUACGCCACCUGAAGAACCUUGACCUCUCCCAUAACCGCCUGGAGAAGCUCCCGCCAAAUUCGUUACACCCUCUGACCAAACUGGAGAGGCUGACGCUGGAGGGGAACAAACUCAGCACCCUGGACGUGUCUACCUUCAGUAACAACCUCAACCUGACACACCUGUUUCUUCUGGAGAACCGGCUUGGACAACUGCCCCCAACCCUGUUCCAUGGCCUCCCGAACCUGGCGCACCUGAGUCUGAAUGAUAACCUGCUGAGCCACAUCCCUCCUGGUCUGCUGGACCAGCUUCACUCCAUUGAUGAGCAGGGGUUGGACCUCACGGUGAACCCCUGGGUAUGCGAUGGCAAGGUGGAGUACCUGUGGAGGUGGCUGCAGAAGAACCAGAAAAAAGUCUUCCUGGCCAAUGACAUCAGGUGUGCCAGCCCUGAGUCUCUGAAGCAACGGUCAGUGAUGUCGCUAACUGACAGUGAGCUAGGACUCUGAUCCAUCAAACCUUUUUCACUCAGAUUAUGAUUUAUCACUGUAACCUAUCUCAAACUGUGGUCUAUUGAACUCCUAUCUCAAAUGAAUCUAAGGUAAUGUUGGUCUAUUGCAUGUUGUGUAUUUUCAUCAUAAUUAUACACACAUCCACGUAAAUAAAAAAGUGACCUGAAUUGGAAUUUUAAAUGAAU
Salvelinus sp. IW2-2015 is the source of this 1303-nucleotide messenger RNA. Its product is annotated as leucine-rich alpha-2-glycoprotein. NCBI's taxonomy places the organism in Eukaryota, Metazoa, Chordata, Actinopteri, Salmoniformes, Salmonidae. The record is from RefSeq and is a predicted model, not a curated record. Gene Ontology annotation, cellular component: extracellular matrix. Gene Ontology annotation, molecular function: protein binding.